Molecule: messenger RNA, 1956 nt
Organism: Sorex araneus (European shrew)
Lineage: Eukaryota; Metazoa; Chordata; Mammalia; Eulipotyphla; Soricidae
Gene: TM4SF1
Product: transmembrane 4 L six family member 1
Exons: 5
Coding region: 547-1155 (202 amino acids)
Cellular component (GO): membrane
Source: RefSeq, a predicted model, not a curated record
AGACCAGAAGGAACCCAGCGCGGAAGGGACGGCGCGAGCCCAGAGACCCCCAGACGGCAAAGGAGCCAGGCCAGAAGCAGCCUGGCAGAGAGACUCAGCCAGCUGGGGCAGCGACUGGCCGCGCUCUCAGACUUCCCUGGCGCAUCCGUCCGUCUCGGCCCACCCCCCGGGAAGGGGCAGCCCGGAGCAUUCCACGGGGAGGAUUAAUCAUGUUCCCUCUCGCCACUGACUGCGGCUGUUUCUCAUGUCCGGCCCCCGGUUUCGCCUGUCCCCGGGAUUUCAUCUGAAGGGCGGGCCGUUCCCCGGGCCUCCUCCACCUCCCCACCCCACCCCACCCCACCCACCCGGGGCUGCAGGCAGGACCAAUGAAAGCGGGGCCAGCACCUCCUGCAGCCGGUGACUAACUGCUCCGGGUAUUUAACAGGUUGCAGGAAUGAGCAGAGAAUCGCCUCUGAUUCCUCUCCCGACGGGCGCGUUCCCAUAGGCACCUGGGGGGGCUCCAGCCAGCGGGGGGGUGCCUCUGGAUUCCCCGACGCCGCCGCCACCAUGUGCUACGGCAAGUGUGCGCGAUGCAUCGGCCACGCUCUGGUGUGGCUGGGCGUCUUCUGCAUCGUGGCCAACAUCCUGCUGUAUUUCCCCAACGGGGAGACCAAGUACGCCUCCGAGAACCACCUCAGCCGCUUCGUGUGGUUCUUCGCCGGCAUCGUGGGCGGGGGUCUGCUGAUGUUCCUGCCGGCCAGCGUUUUCAUCGGGCUGGAGGAGGAGGACUGCUGCGGCUGCUGUGGGCAUGACAACUGUGGCAAGAGCUGCGCGAUGCUCUCCUCCGUGCUGGCAGCGUUGGUGGGCAUCGCGGGAUCCGGUUACUGCGUCAUCGUGGCCGCGCUGGGCUUGGCAGAGGGGCCGCUGUGCCGGGACAACCAGGGCCAGUGGAACUACACCUUCGCCGGCACCGAGGGGCAGUACCUCCUGGACACAGCCUCCUGGUCCCAGUGCGUCGAACCCAAACACAUAGUGGAGUGGAACGUCUCGCUCUUCUCCAUCCUCCUGGCCCUGGGUGGGAUUGAAUUCAUCUUGUGUCUCAUCCAAGUCAUCAAUGGCAUGCUGGGUGGCAUCUGUGGCUUCUGCUGCUCCCGCCAACAGCAAUACGACUGCUGAAUGGCCCGGCCCGGGACAGAACCACACUCUUCUCGUUGUAAUUUAUGUAUCUCACUUGUAUGGAUUUGUAAAACUUUGUACUAGUGUAUCAUACUCCGCAUCGUCUACUUUUAUAAACGUGUCUGGAGACCGGCUUCUCCACCCCGUAUCAGUGUUUGAACACAGCAAGUUCCAACUUUAUUUUAUUUUAUUAUUAUUUUUUUAAAGGAGUAGGACAGGCGGCCGCACUGGGAGGUCAUUUACAGAGCCGCCACGCUCAGACUGUAUGGGAGAAAUUCCAGUCUAAAGUCUUGUGAUUUUUGAGAAAACUACAGGGAUAAACAGCACAUUCCAAUGACUAUUGUAUAUAUGUGUGUGCACUUGUGUUUAUUAAACGAAAGAUUUCUAGCUCUUCUUUUUUCUUUUUUUUAAGACCAUGAAGAUGAUCCGACAUCUUAAAAAGAUGUUUGUUAGUUUGGGUCUUCUUUUUUUUCUAAAAAACUGUUUAUAUGAUGUUUCCCAUGAGUUUGCUUGCAAAUUCCUAAGAUGAGGCCUUUGAACCAUGAUGUGCCCUCUGAGGAGAGGUAUUUACCUGUCUGGGGUACGGUCCCCAGACCAAAGGACUGAACGGAAGCACGCCACACUGCGCCGGCUGCGAGUCCCAGCAAUUUGAAACUUUCCUAACACGGGGGCAAGCUCUUCUCUUCCCAGACAAGCAAGAGGGACCGUGGUUCCCAAAGGGAAAGGCCUCCAGAAUUGGACCAGAAAAGCUGGAAACGGAAUAAAACAGUUGGUCAGAGUCAUUGGAGGUGGGGGUGCGGG